AUGGAAAAUUGCUCCGCCGGUCGAGUUUACGAAAUUUGCAAAGGUAAAUCAUUCCCGGAUAACAUUCGGAAAGAAGCAUGGCAGGCGUGUUUGGACAUACAAAAGAAAAAAGAUCAAUUGACGAAUUUCAACGAGAUUUACGAUUUGCCGGAACAAGAUUUAUUACGACAAGAUUGUCAAAAUAUAGUUGACAAAUUAGGAAACGAUGAUUGUGAUAAGGUAUCGGUUAUUUCCGACCUGGAAAGCAUUCUGACUUAUUACUGCAAGUCGAAUAAUUUAAAAUACACAAAGGACAAUGGUUGGAUAGAACUCCUCCUACCCAUCUUAGCGCUUAAAAAUCCAAAAUCCGACACUUAUAACAUAUUCGAAGCCAUAGUGAAAAGGUUUUUGCCGAAAAAAAAUUCCAAGGAUAUAUUUAAUUUAUUAAGGUUGUUGAUAUUGUAUCACGAUCCUGAACUGUGCUCAUUUUUGGAUACGAAAAAAGUCACGCCCGACCUGUACGCGAGUUCAUGGUUUAAAAAUUUAUUCUCCGGAACUUGUUAUUUAAAAGUGGUUCAGUCGAUAUGGGAUUAUUAUUUUCAACAGAAUAAUCCUUUUUUUAUAUUUUUCUUGUGUCUUGUUAUCGUUAUCAAUUGGAGAGAACAAAUGACUGCAUUUAAAAGUGAACCUAAAGGAAAAAUAGUGGAAAGCAUAGCGGCAAUGCCAUCCGGAUUAGAUGCCAACGACGUGUCGGAUUUUUGUUCUCUCGCUCUGUAUUACGCAUUAAAAACUCCGAAAUCGUUUAAAAAGGAAUUAUUUGAAAUACUUUUCGGGACGAAUCCGACCGAUUCCGAGUGUUUUUUUUUAAAUCAACCCCUAUCGCAGGCCUUAUGCUUACCCGUGUCGACAAGCGAACUAGUUGAAAACGUUGAAGAAAAUGAAUUUUUCGAAGGUUCAGAAGAACCCAUAGAAAGGGUUAGGUUUUUCCUGGUCGAUUGCAGGCCGGCUGAACAGUAUAACGCGGGCCAUUUACCGACAGCAUUCCAUUUGGAUUGUAACUUGAUGUUACAAGAACCGGCAGCUUUUAAUGUUGCCGUACAAGGUUUGUUCACGGCUCAGGUUCAAUCCAUAGCGGCGAAUUCGAGCGCGGGCGGAAAACAUUUAUGCUUUUUAGGUUCGGGUAGAGACGAUGAAGAUCAAUAUACGUAUAUGGUUAUCGCAUCGUUUUUACAAAAGAAUACUCAGUACAUUAGCAUGUUGACAGGCGGGUACCAAGCCAUACACGAUUAUUAUGCGAGUAUGUUGGAUCGAUUGGAAGAUCACGAUUUUAAAAAAUGUAUAGUUUGUUCGAAUUCUUCGAAAACUAAUAAAGUUACCGAUUCGAACGGUCAAACAACAAUUAAAACACCCAACGGUCAAGACAUAUUCGGUAAAAUAUCGGAAGUUUUCAAAUCUAAAAGUGCGGAUUUCAAGGAAAAAUUCAAAGAGUUGAUUGUGAAUUCGUCGGGGAGCGGAGAUAACGAUAGACACGUUAGUCCGAGAGAUAAAGUCGGAAAAUUAUACAGGAAUUUAGUACCCGUUUUUAGUAUAGACGAUGAAAAUGUACCAGGCAAGUAUAAGAAAACGUUAUAUUACGGAGGAGGUGGUGGAGGAGGAGGAGGAGAAGAAGAAGAAGAAGAGGAAAUAACGCAGGAAAUCGUUUGCCUUUCCGAAUAUUUAAAAUCCGAUAAGACGAAAGCUUAUUUUCACUGUCGGGAAAAUGGUUACUCGUGCGAUUCGUAUUUAGUCGUGAGCGAAACGGAUUUGACUAUCCUACGGGAAUUGUCCAAAAGAAAGGGUUAUGCGCUGUUGGUCGUGAAAAGGCCUCUGUCUUCUAUAGCUAGAAUUUCAUCGAGAAAAACUAUUCCCAAUUUGAUUACACUAAAAUACACGAAUCCAGACACGGACGACAACGAAAUUUACGCCAUGGAUAGAUUAAUUAUCACGAAAGCAAACGAAGCUAUAAAAGUCAUAUCGGAACAAUGUCGGAACGCUUGA
Pediculus humanus corporis (human body louse) is the source of this 2016-nucleotide messenger RNA. RefSeq lists its product as uncharacterized. Gene Ontology annotation, biological process: retrograde transport, endosome to Golgi. The record is from RefSeq and is a predicted model, not a curated record. The transcript has 6 exons. The coding region runs from base 1 to 2016 and encodes 671 amino acids. Gene Ontology annotation, cellular component: trans-Golgi network. Lineage: Eukaryota; Metazoa; Arthropoda; Insecta; Psocodea; Pediculidae.